UCACUGAUCUGCUCUGAAUGUCUAAACCAGGACAGGGGUGUUCUCCAUCCUAAACAUGGGGCAGCAUGGUUACCCCAGAGUGCAAAAUACUGGGCACAAGCUGACCACAACAGCUUGCCCCCCUGUGUAUUGAAUCACCCCUGCCCCCAAAAUUCCCAAGGGGUUGGGGGGUGGGGGACUAUAGCAGCUACUUCAGGAACAAGAGAAGAGGAGACAGCUGUGACCUCCCUUAAUCUGAAGAUCAGUAGCACUUGUGAAUCAGUGGAUCAUGGCAGACAAAGUGGCCCCCAGUCCUCCUGAUGAAGGGCAGCUUGUGCAGGAUUCAACACUUCUCAGCACACACCUAAAGAAGGUGGAAAACCAUAUUACAGAUGCACGGCGCUUCUCCCACCUGCCCAAAAGGUCAUCUGUGGAUAUUGAGUUCAAGGAUCUGUCCUACUCUGUUAGAGAAGGACCCUGGUGGAGGAAGAGAGGAUACAAAACUCUUCUGAAGUGCUUGUCUGGCAGAUUCUGCAGUCAGGAACUUAUUGGGAUCAUGGGACCUUCAGGGGCUGGGAAAUCCACACUAAUGAAUAUUUUGGCAGGAUACAGGGACAGCGGCAUGACAGGUCAGGUUCUGGUGAAUGAGAAAGUGAGGGAUCGCCGCAAAUUCCGGAAAAUGUCAUGUUACAUCAUGCAGGAUGACAUGUUAUUGCCACAUCUCACUGUUAAAGAAGCCAUGAUGGUUUCCACCAAUUUGAAGCUCAAUGAAAAGCUGGAGGUGAAAAAGAAACUGGUAAAUGAGAUUCUGACAGCACUUGGUCUCCUGGAGUGUUCUGGAACGCGCACACUGAAUCUCUCUGGAGGUCAACGUAAACGCCUGGCUAUAGCUCUGGAGUUGGUCAAUAACCCACCUGUCAUGUUCUUUGAUGAGCCCACCAGUGGUCUGGACAGUGCAUCGUGUUUCCAGGUGGUAUCUCUCUUAAGUUCCUUGGCACAGGGAGGUCGUACAAUCAUCUGCACCAUACACCAACCGAGUGCAAAGCUCUUUGAGAUGUUUGACAAGCUGUAUAUCCUCAGCCAAGGACAGUGUAUAUAUCGAGGGUCUGUAAAUCAACUAAUUCCAUAUCUGAAGGGCCUGGGACUGCACUGUCCAACAUACCACAACCCUGCCGACUUCAUUAUUGAGCUGGCGUCAGGAGAGUAUGGAGAUUUGAAUCCGGUGUUAUUUCGAGCUGUGGAGGAUGGGCUGUGCCCCAUCACCCGGGAAAAAAAUAAGCCAUCCAGGAAGGAGCUUGACAACUGCACCAAUAAGAUAUGAACACUGUCCAUGGAAUUAUUUCUUUUUUGUCAACAGGAUGUCUCUGGUCACAUAGAGAGUCAGACAUUUGCAACCAGCUCCUUGAACCAAUUCUGCAUCCUCUUCAAACGCACGUUCAUCUCAAUCCUCAGAGACACGGUCCUCACUCACCUGCGUUUCAUGUCUCACCUAUGCAUCGGGGUUCUGAUUGGCUUGCUGUACCUUAACAUUGGGAAUGAUGCCAGCAAAGUGUUUAAUAACACAGGCUUCCUGUUCUUCUCCAUGCUGUUCCUCAUGUUUGCAGCUCUGAUGCCCACUGUGCUGACGUUCCCGCUGGAGAUGUCAGUCUUUCGUAGAGAGCAUUUGAAUUACUGGUACAGCCUGAAAUCCUAUUACUUGGCCAAGACAAUGGCUGAUAUUCCUUUCCAGGUGAUUUGUCCCAUGGCAUAUUGCAGCAUUGUGUACUGGAUGACUAGUCAGCCCCCUGAAGCCUCUCGCUUCCUUCUGUUCUCUGCACUCUCCACUUCAACUGCCCUGGUUGCACAGUCUUUGGGGCUUCUUAUUGGCGCUGCUUCCAACUCCUUACAGGUUGCAACUUUUGUGGGUCCAGUCACUGCAAUCCCUGUGCUGCUGUUCUCAGGCUUCUUUGUAAGCUUCAAAACCAUCCCAACAUAUUUGCAGUGGAGUUCCUACAUCUCAUAUGUCAGGUAUGGCUUUGAGGGGGUUAUUCUUGCAAUCUACAGUAUGGACCGUGCCCCUCUGCAAUGCCGUGAACCUCCCUGUACUUUCCAGCUGCCCCAGCAGGUUCUGCAGGAGCUGGACGUAGAAGAUGCAAAGUUGUAUGUUGAUUUUUUGGUGCUUGGUGGCUUUUUCAUAGGGCUGCGACUCCUUGCAUACCUUGUGCUGCGCUACCGUGUCAAGUCAGAGAGGUAGAAGGUAGAAAACUUGCAGGACUACAAAACACACACAGGUUAACACCUUGAACCCCGAACACAGGGAACUAUCUACAGGAGAUUCAAAGCCACAUGUCCCCUUUGUCUCACAUUCACCUCUUGUCUAAUAACUUUCUUUUUAGAGUAAUCACUGGUCGUAUCUUUGUCUCCUUAACUUUGUAGUCUCCCUCCUUUACUUUUCUUCAUGCUGUUUUGCCACCAUCUUAUAUUUGUCUUUCUAAUUUGUCAAAUAUAAUUUCCUCUUUUCUCUAAACCUAUACCUUCCAUUUCUUCAUGUUACCAAGUAAAUCAUUUUUCCCCUUUGUUUAAUCUUACUGUUCACAUCAGUUAUUCUCCAGUUUAUUUUGCCACAAUGUUUCAAGAAGAAACAAGGAGAUAGGUACCCGCACAAAGGAGGUAAGACUCGUUUGUCGACCAAAUGCACUUAUGCUAAGCUUACAGCUAACCAUCUUCUAUGAAAACUUGUAACAAUUUGAAUGGGAUUUCCUGUGGUUCAAGGAGGUAGAUAAAAAGACACGUUCUCAUACUGGAAUAUUUUCCUUCUGUAGGACUGUUAUUUUUCAGGGCUCCAAUAAUGAAAAGUUUACCAAAACGUUUGCCUGAGACACUGAAGCUCAUAAUGACUUUUGGAAGGAAGGAUCUUGAUGUUCACCGACUAAAUGUAUGACAUGCAAAAUUCAUUCACUGUUCUUUUAAGAACCAAUGAAGCCAUCUUCCCAGCUGCUGCUAAUGUUUCCCUAAAAUGUCUCCACUCCAUGCUGUGAAUGGCUACAGUCUCACUCAGCUGAUGCACCUAAGCCAAAACUUUUCAGGUGCUAUCUUAAAAUGUAUAACAAUUAGUCAAUUUACUGCUUGAAUGCCCAUUAUUGAGUUUAUGAAUGACUUAUCUUUGUGAAUGCCAUUUAUCAAGAAAUGUCCACUGCCUGCCAUAACUAUAUUUGCGAUCGCACGUGAAUGUUGACUUAUUUAUUCCAGAAAACUACUGAGGCACUCCUAGGAAUUUUCUCAUACCCUUCAAUUAUGGAAUCAAUAAUAACUUCUCAAAGAGAUCUUCUGACCAAGAUAAUGGAACUGACAUUAACUUUGCCCAAACAUGGCAGGGAUGGGACAUUUGUCUCUGUUGCUUCCUCACAUAAAUGCCUCCCACACACAUUCUGCAGAUUUCAUCAAGUGGAUAAGUUAUAUUGACUUUGAAUGAGACUUUGGGAUAGAGGAGUGGGUCUCAAACUUGCAAGAAGGCCUAAAACUUUUGAAGUUCAUUUAUCCCUUCACUGCCUCAGGAAGGCUGGAUUCUAUAUAUUUACAUGUGUUAAAUAAAAUUAAAGCUAUAUAUGAAAACA
Molecule: messenger RNA, 3572 nt
Organism: Bombina bombina (fire-bellied toad)
Lineage: Eukaryota; Metazoa; Chordata; Amphibia; Anura; Bombinatoridae
Gene: ABCG4
Product: ATP binding cassette subfamily G member 4
Exons: 15
Cellular component (GO): plasma membrane
Molecular function (GO): ATP binding; ABC-type transporter activity; ATP hydrolysis activity
Source: RefSeq, a predicted model, not a curated record